GUUGCUGGCGAUGAGGUUGAUUACUUGGUGAAAUGUAUUAUAGCAAACCCUAACAAUCAUAUUAUAAAACUAGUACCAAUUCCGGAUUCAGAUUAUUUAAUUAUAAUAAAACACAUAUUGUGUGAAAAAUUCAAAGAUAUUUGGUUAGAAAUAGUUCAGUCAAAAGGAAAAUGGUAUGCUGAAAUUAAAGAUAAAACUUCUUCACCUUGGUUCAUUAAAGGGAAUUCUUAUCUUGAUAGGAAGUUUUAUACAACUAUAUAUAUGUCGCUUGAGAUUAGGUCAUUGCCGCUUCAAUGCUCAUUUCUUUCGAAUCAACGAUUUGUCUUCUCCAGUUUGUAAUUACUGCAAUAGUUCCUUGUUCACAUUUUCUUUAGUUGUUCUGCUUUGUCACUGGGCUAAACUUUCCUUUUUGUUCCGUCGAUUUGGAAGUUCACAAUAUUGUUAUAGAUAGUACUCAUUGUUUAGAGCAAUUCUAAACAUGAAGUUUUUAUUACUAUUUUUGGAAUUUUUAAAUAGAAUAAUUAUUUUGACAACACAGUCAUUGUAAAUCAAUCAACAAUUCAGGUCGUACGUGCACGCGUUGUAACUAUAUUAAAAUAAAAAGAAAAAAUCUUCUCUCUAAAUAUAUCAAAUUAUUGAAGCGACCAGCACAAAAAUACAGUCCACGCUCUACGCAUUGGUCCAUCUACCCCUUAGUAAAGAUUUGGAAGAAGGUAAGAUCUAAAAGUGCAACUACGUGCAUCAUUAUUUCCCGAAGGCCGCGGGAGGACGACCUGCGAAAAAUCAGCAUAAUUAGUCUGCUACACUCUGCAUAAGCUGCAUAAGCCAGAGACCCAGAACUCAAUUGCUGCGAAAAGUACUUCUGCAUUCGGAGCAGCGUGGAUCAUCUUCCGACGAAUCAUGCAAAAGGUGACUUCGUUUUACUUGAUGUUUCAACAAAAUAAUAUCUACCCUCAAGCUUAUAUCAGAAGUGUCGGACUCAUCUCCACUACAGUCAUCAAAUAAUUCGGCCAACAAUAUGAUGUUUGAACAAAUGUCAUUAUUUUCAUCUGGGAUGGAAGCCAUGUUACAAAGAAUCACUGAAAGUAUGUCAGUUCAUCGACCUAGCCAGAGCUCACCAACCAGAUUGGUCAAUUUUGACCCGGAUGAACCGGAGGCUGAUGUUGUAAGUUGGUGUACGCUGAGCGAAAUGAUCAUCGAACAGAAGAAAUUGGAUGGUGUAGAUUUAAUUUUGACUCUCACACAUUCGCUUAAGGCUCGAGCUGCUACUUGCCUCACAAAAAUACAGCCUGCAAAACCUGAACAACCUCCUCAUCCGUGGGCGCCCGGCUCUCGCCUGCAAGUCAGCUGUUACGUGUGCGGUGAUGCGAGCCAUGUAGCUUCUGGGUGUUCCAUGCGCUACAAGAAGAAAAACGUCACUGCUCCAGGUGCUGUGGCAGGUCCAACCAGAGACGUCAACGUGUGUUCUAGAGCUUCAGUGUGUUACAGAUAAGUGGUUUUGGCUUCCCCUUUAUGUUCCAUUCAGGGUCAGAAUGUAGUCUUAUAAAACAAAGCCAUAGUAAUUUAUUCAAUGGUAAACGGUUUCAUGAACAAGUCACUCUUUGAUCUGAAAGUAACUUGGACCAAUCAUGGCAAGAGCAGUAAGGGGAUAUUCAACUCUCCCUUAAUAGUACACGUUGUCGAGUAACAGGCUUUACUCUAAUAGAAUAGAUGUUUGCCCUUCAGGGUAGUUCACUUGAAAUAUCGAAAGUUUCAAGAAUGAUAAUCCCUCUAGAUUAGUUAUUUAUUUAGCACGGUCGAAGGCCUGCGAAAACAUAAAAAAGGGCACAAACAGAAGCUUGGUUUAGUCGAGGCAAAGCUAAAGUCAAACUCUUUUCCGCUGGGGAUUUUGUUUUCAUAAAUUAGACCGAAAAUAUAAAGGUCCCUUCAACAUUAAUGCACCCCGAAUCCUGAUCACGCAGGAGCAAGUCACCGUCGUCGUCCUAGACACGUCCUU
Bombyx mandarina (wild silkworm) is the source of this 1996-nucleotide messenger RNA. RefSeq lists its product as uncharacterized. Lineage: Eukaryota; Metazoa; Arthropoda; Insecta; Lepidoptera; Bombycidae. The record is from RefSeq and is a predicted model, not a curated record.